AUGGAACGAAUUCCGCUGCCCGGUAAGAAGUACAAAGUUUCGAUAACUCACUUUGUGGUGCUUAUGAUUAUCGUUAUAGGAAUCCAGGUUUUUCAUCAAUUUCCAACUCAUGUUUUUUCUGAGUCCAGGGCACAUAUCUUGGAUAUUUUGUUGGAAUGCUGACCACUUUGGAGCGGAGAUUCGGUUUUACAUCCGGCAAAUCUGGCUUAUUACUGUCGUUCUAUGACAUUGGCCAUACCAUCGCCAUUCUUGUAGUCGGCUAUUUUGGAGCCAGGAGUCACUUACCACGAAUUACGGGAAUAGGUUGACUUUUUUAAAUUUGUUCAUUGACUUCUUCUCUUGUCAGGUGUUCUCUUAAGUGCCUUUGCGAUGGCUCUUCUGGCUUUGCCUGUUGUUAUUUAUGGGACGGUCGAUUCAGCUUCCGAACAGCUAUUACAACAAAAAGUCACAAAAUGAUACCAGUGUUGAUUCAACUUGAUGAAAAGUUAUAGGAGAUGUAUGGCUAUGAAAUGAGCUGCAAUCCAGAUCGCGAACUUUCUUCUCAAGGCGAAGAUUGUAAGAAAGAACAUAGAGAGCACACGGUGAUCAUUUUUUCUCUUUUUUUCUCAGUUCUCAAGUUUUAUCGAAACUUCUUUUCGGUUCUUUUAGCAAUGGUAAAGUGAUAUCGCAAAUUUAGGCACCGCAGAAAAAUAUUGUUUGAAGUUUUUACUAUUCCGAAGAAACUGGUGAUUCUUGAAGGGUUCGACAAAAAUUUUUCUUUUAAGUUUGUGGAAUUUCCGUCAACGCUCUCUAUUUAUAAAAAUGAGUUUUCAAACUUCGAAAUGAAUUUUGAGUUCAUGAAUACAGAAAAAAAAGGAAAAUUAAUCAAAAGUUGAUGAUUUCAGGUUGUUUUCAUAAUAUUGGCUAUUGGGCAAUUUUUGGCCGGAGUUUUUGCCGCUCCUUUCAACACCUUGGCUUACGUUUACAUCGACACGAACGUCAAAGACAAACGAGAAUCUCCUUUCCUUUUGGGUUUUUUUUUUCAGAUAGAAUUUUUUAGAUUAUUAAAAUACUUCUCUUCAGGCUUGCUAACAUCGAUGUAUGCCUUUGGUCCAGCUCUCGGCUUUGCUCUUUCUUCAGGGCUCACACAAGUUUACACGACUCUUGGAACCCGUGAGUUAUAUGAAUAACAAAAAAGUCAAAAAACGAACUGAAAGAAGUCGAUUUCAGCUCCAUUGCACAUCGGAGUUCAUGAUGAGCACUGGAUCGGCGCCUGGUGGAUGGGCUUCCUCAUCUGUUCUCUUCUGUACUUUCUCGUCAGCAUACCUUUCUACUUCUUUCCGAAGACCUAUUUGUCAGUAAACCAUGUGCGUUUGAAAAUGAAUCCAAUUUCUAGCCAUCCUGGUACCAGUGACCCUUUGAUGGACAAACAUCGUUCACGGGCUUUAAUGAGAGAAAAUGAGGAUAUGUCGACGAAAGAACGGUUUCUACAGGCGUUGAGAGGUUUUUCCAAGGAAGUUUUUAUUUUUAAAUGAAGUUAAAUGUUCAAAAAAAUGGUCGAAUUAUGCAGAGCUCGAAAUAUGACUUUUAAAGUUGACCUUGAAGAUCCCUGAACACAACUUGAACAUUUCUGCGCAUCCUGCCUUUGAGUAGUAUAACAAUUCUGCCCGCAGGGAAGAUAAGAUUAUUUUUCAAACGGGUUGAAAUUAAAUUAUUUAUCAUUCAAGUCUGCAUUCUUCUCUUCUUUUAGCAGAUGCAGAAAAAGCCGGAAGCUUCAGAAAUCCCGGAUAUUCGAUUAAAAAUAUCUAUUUUGAUGGAUAUCUCCAAACACCCCACGUCAGUAUUUUGAUUAACGAUCAGAGGAAUUCCAGACUUUCCUUACAUCGUUUACGAUUUGGUACGGAACCGUGUUUUUGUCACAAUGGUGAUUGCUUGGAUGUUUGGAUCUUACCUGAUCGGUGGAUAUCAAACUUACUUACCAAAGUACAUCGAAACUCAAUACGGGAGAAGCGCUAGCAUGGCAGAUGUUUAUGCAGGUUGAUUUAUUCAUUAUGAUUUAAGGAUUACUGAGGGAUUCCAGGAACGAUAUCGAUUGGAGCGAUAGCGGUUUCAACGGCGCUGGGAGGUUGGCUUUUGACAAAGUACAACAUCGCCCCGAGGUCAUCCAUUUUGUGCCUUUUUGGCUGUUGGACUGUUAUUUUGGUAAGUUACCGAUUUAUAUUGAAGUAGCGUUCGAUAAAAAAAACGCUCUUUUUUAUCUUAAAUCAAUCGAAAUUGAAAAACAACCCUGAUUUUUCUUCUUGUGCCUUUCAAGCCAUUCCAACUGCAGUUCUGCUUUUCAAAUGGGUUAGAAAAUAUUAAAAGUUUCAAUUUUUUUCAGAUGAGUUAUAUAAUUGGAAUGUUUUUGGGCUGCGAUCAACCUAAUAUGGACGGACUACACUAUUUUGAGCCAUAUGACAGGUUUUACCAUUUUCCAUUCUCUUCUAACUUGGCACAAGAACAAUUCAAAAUUCUAUUUUUUUUUUCUUGAUUCUUUCAUGGCAAUUUGUGACCAUGAUCUGUAGACAGUAAUUAGAGAAAUGUGAUUUUCAAUUAAAAGCUUUCAAGAUGGAAUUUCUACUCUUCGGAAGAGAUGCUUAAAGAUUGCAUCAGCGAUUGCAACUGUAACGGAGUUUUCCGAUUCGAUGCUGUCAAUUAUGAUGGUCAGAACUUUUUCUCGCCGUGUCAUGCUGGCUGCCGCAACUACAAUCCUUUCACGGAUGUGGUGAGAUUUCAUUGGUUCUUUCAAUAAAAAAAGUUUGAAAAAAAUCUGGUGGGUCAUUUAUUGUGUCAUUUUACCCAAACUUUAUUUCUGCUUCGUUGAACUUUUUAUAAAGAGAGUAUUUUCAUUUCGAAGUGGGAAAUUUCUGGAAAUUUGGCCAGAAUAAAUUCUUUAGUUUAGAGAAUAGAAGAUCUAAGUUAGAAAAUAACUCGUUUUGAAAUGCUUCGAUGACUUUCUUCGACUUUCCAGUUUUGUUUUGCAAAAAUUAAGAAGCUGUGCAGAUCGAGACUGCCAGGAUUCUUUUCAGGUUCAUCUGGAGGAUUUUUUGAAAGCUUUUAAAGAAUUUCAAGCCGCCAAGUAGAAUAAAUGUUCUUUCCAUUGAGCAUAUACGUAUAAACGAGAGAAAGACAUGAAGGUUUUGCAGUGGUCGGACUGUCAAUGCGCACUUGGGGGCUCAGUUAGCAAGGGUCUGAUCCACCCCACCUGCGAUAUUUUCUUCGCUUACUUCGCCGUCAUGUUUAUCGGUCUCUUUUUCGGGAAUCUGUUUUUCAUGGUCACGAUGAUGAUUGUACUGAGGUAACACAAGAUUUAUUUGAUUCCUUUUUCUCACUUGCUAUGUAUUGAAACGAUCUGGUUCGUCUAAGUUUUUCGCAUUAAGUUCAAACCAGAGAAAUAAUCACGGAUUUGAAACCUGCUCAAAAAUGGCUGAAAUUUAAUCAGAAGCCUUCAGCUUCAUUGCGUUACCAAUUUAAGAAGCUUUUUUUGCUCUACGGUGGCAAAAGGGCUUUUUUUCUUUUCUCUAACCGAAAAGAUAGAGGAAAAAGCAACCCAAAACCAGAAAGUUUCGAACAACCAUGCCAAAUGCAUUGAAAGACUUUUUCCAGGUCCGUUUACGAUGAUCAAAAAGUCAUCGCACUGAGUUUUGCGUCUUGCGCAACUAAUCUACUAGGUUUGUUCCAUUUUAUGGAGCGGAAGUAAUUAAGAUUAAUUAGCUGCUAGACAGCAGGAAAUGACGUUUUCUCCAGACUCAGAAAUGGUUAAUUUUCUAGGAUUCAUACCAGCACCGAUCAUUUAUGGAAGUGUGAUUGACCUAUCGUGUAUAUUGUGGAACAGUCGCUGUCCAGGAGGUUGGUCCUUCUGAUGGAUAAACUUUGGAAAAUUCGACCUUUUAGACAAAGGAAACUGUGUCCUGUAUGACAACAACAAACUGCGUUUCGAUUUUCACAUCACAAACGCUUCGUUCCAACUUUUCGCCAUAAUUUCUGUUCUCGUGUGCUAUUUUGUUUCAAAAAGAGUCACGCUUCCGGAGGAAGAGCAGGAGCACGAGAUCGAAAUGCAAGAGAUCGAGGACCAAUAA
Messenger RNA from Caenorhabditis auriculariae, 4097 nucleotides. The record is from the annotation of a GenBank genome assembly. NCBI's taxonomy places the organism in Eukaryota, Metazoa, Nematoda, Chromadorea, Rhabditida, Rhabditidae.